This is a messenger RNA of Cladocopium goreaui, 753 nucleotides long. The record is from the annotation of a GenBank genome assembly. NCBI's taxonomy places the organism in Eukaryota, Dinophyceae, Suessiales, Symbiodiniaceae.
AUGCCGAGUCUUGUGGAACCCUUCCAUUGUGCAUUCCACCAGAUACUUGCAGCAUCAGCAUUAGCCGCUAUUAGCCAUUUGGCCCAACAGCCCCAAGGUGCCCAAGGUGCCCAAGGUGCCCAAGGUGCCUCAGAAUGCCUCAGACCUCGGCCCACAUGGAUCCAAUGGAUCCAUGGCUUCCACUGGAUCCGUGGCAAACUUCGUCGCUUGAACGGCGAGUUGUUGGAGUUCAGUCGCACCUACCAAGAGGCCAAGCUGGUGACGAACAAAGACUUGAAGCAAUACCUUGCCAGAAAUGACCUCAUCGAUGAUGGGGACCACGUCGAUUGGGAGAUGGAGCGAGGAUCAGUUCAGUAUGUGGUUGCCGAUGUGAUGACAUUCACUCCCGACAAAGUGCCCUGUGGCGACAACAUGGACGACUUGGUCAUGUACUACCAAGAUCUUCAUCAAUUGCUGGACCCGGAACUCCUCAUCACUUCCACCUACCAGAUUUGGAAACAGAGAGGCCACGUCUUUUGCGAGAGUGUUUUCCUUGCCUGGAACUUGGCCAUCCGAAGCCUCUCGCACCAGGUCUAUGCCAGGCCUUUCAGAAAAACGAUCCUUCACAGUUGCUUAGCCCUUCUUGAUCUUCUUGCAGCUCUCGACGAAGAAUUUAUCCGGGAGGAUCAUCACUGCGACUCAUUCUUUCCCUUUGGCGGUCUUCGUUUUGGACUUGGAGUAGAUUUGGUGAUGGCGCUGAUUGACAAAGGAUGA